GUGUGAGGGGAGGGACCCUGUGAGGCCGCAGCUCCCUGUAACUCACCCCCUGGUGCCUCAGCCAACUGCCCCGAUUAUCUGCCCCACACAGGCCCAAAUACACUGGAUGGUCCCUUUUCCCCACACUUUAUAAAAGAAGCCAAAGACAAAUGAGAUUACAGUGGAUGGAUGGAUUUGCUGUGAAAUUCCGCAUUUCGCUAUUGCUAAAAAGAUUUGCCGAGUGAGGAAACAGUUGCAGGAAGGAAGGAGUGCUACAAAGUCCGACAUAACCUCAGCAACAGGGAUGAGUAACUUGAGUAAGAGGCUGAUCCAGGGACCCGCACCUGUACAGUAGGAAGUGCAGACAGAGAGACGACCGUACUGACCUGGGUACCGACCAUUGGCUGUAACCUUGUCCGUUCAAGUGAGGACACCACAGACAUGUAUCACGCCCGUUCCUAUAAAUCAUGUGUGGCCCUAUUCCUCAUUUUUUUGUUUCUACUCUCCACCUAUAAUUUUGUAAAGAUAAGAAAAUCUUGGACAUUACUAACAGCUCCUAAGUCCAACCUAACAGCCGCCGGAAGUAUCACGCCCCUGCAGGAUAAUAAAACCUUGAUCAUGUCAGCCUACUACGAUGAUAGAGAAUCGAACAACGUACGUAUUGUUGCAAUACUCAAUGUUGAUAAAGUCAAGGAACUCUAUUGCUGGUUUUUCUGCGAGUUCAGGAAGGGCUACAUCCCUGUCAGAGCACAAAUAGAUGUUCCUUCAGACCAGUUUGGUUUCCCUUACAGUGCAGCCAUUGUGCUCUGUAAGGAUCCCCAACUUUGUUUUUCUCAUCAUAUCUCCAUCCAUUCAACAAGCACAGGAGACAUCGAUGGCAUUCAAGUGUUUGAGAUCAAGAACCGUGAGCCGAGGUCCUUCUCCGCCAACUUCACUGUCUGCAUUUCCACCAUGUUUGGGAAUUCCAGCAACGUUCUGCAGUUCGUCCAGGCCAUAGAAAUGUACAGGAUUCUGGGAGCGCAGAAAGUUGUCAUCUAUAAAAACAGUUGCAGUCGAGCUAUCGGGCGGGCUGUAGAUUAUUAUGUGUCGGAAGGAGUUGUAGAGGUGGUACCAUGGCCCAUUGACCGUUACUUGAGGACAUCGGAUGCCUGGCACCAUGACAUGGAUCCAAAGAAUGAAAUCGGUUACUAUGGACAAGUGGCGGCUUUGAACGACUGUCUGUACAGAAACAUGUACAAGACAAAAUACCUGACGUUCAAUGAUAUUGAUGAGAUUAUUUUGCCAAGGAUACACACGGACUGGAAUGAGAUGAUGGAAACUCUACAGAAAGAACAUCCAGACAAAUCCGUCUUCCUGAUAGAAAACCACUACUACCCAAUCCAUCUCACAGACCACACGUUUGAUAACGCUUUCCCCAAAGAUGUUCCGGGACGCAACAUCCUUCAAUAUAUUUAUUAUGAACCGGAACAGCCCAAUGUCUAUAAUAAUCACAAAAUGAUAGUGAAUCCAAGGAAAGUGAUUCAAACGUCCGUUCACUUUUCCUUGAAAGCGUACGGAGGAAAUCUAGAUGUGGCCAAUCACAUUGCAGGCCUCCAUCAUAGCCGAGAAGCCAAGCAACCAAACCUUCCUUUUACGUCUCUCAUAAGAGACACGACCUUGUGGAAAUACAAUGUGACUCUCAUACGCAAUGUGAACAGAGUCUUAAAAAACCUCUCAUAGGUUGUUUAGUGACAGCUGCAGGUCCUUUGCGCCAUGUUUUGGCCAAAUGUAGAUUAAGGAGAACUUGUCUUCUAAAUUUUAUUGUGGCAGCUCCCAUCUGUCUGUAUAAAUACAAAUAUACAAAGAAGUGUGUAUAUACGUUUAUAUAAAUAUGUUGUAAAAAAAAAUGAACGUGCCUUCAAAUUAUUUCUCUAUUUCCCAGAAUUCCAUUAUGAUAAAUAACAAAAAUGAAAGG
Messenger RNA from Xenopus tropicalis (tropical clawed frog), 1933 nucleotides. Its product is annotated as beta-1,4-galactosyltransferase galt-1-like. Lineage: Eukaryota; Metazoa; Chordata; Amphibia; Anura; Pipidae. The transcript has 4 exons. Bases 421 to 1698 code for a protein of 425 amino acids. Gene Ontology annotation, cellular component: membrane. The record is from RefSeq and is a predicted model, not a curated record. Gene Ontology annotation, molecular function: glycosyltransferase activity.